AUGUCAGUCAGAGAAAAUUUAUUAGAUAUCAUUAAAUCCAUUCAAGAAAAUAAAAUCUUGGAAGCCUUUGAAAAAUAUUAUGACGAUAGUGUCGUAAUGUAUGAAAAAGGUGAUUCAACUAAUCGUGUUGGUAAAGAAGCCAAUCGUAAAGCUGAAGAAUCAUUCGUAAACAAUGCUACCAUUCAUGAAGCAAAGGUUAUUAAAAUCUUAGUCGAUGGUAAUAACACUGCCUAUGAAAUGUAUAUGGAUUUCACUUAUGGUGGUAAUAAAGUUGCUAAAACUCAAUGGGCUUUACAAGAAUGGAAAGAUGGUAAAAUCGUCAAAGAAGAAUUCUAUUAA
Molecule: messenger RNA, 339 nt
Organism: Dictyostelium discoideum AX4
Lineage: Eukaryota; Evosea; Eumycetozoa; Dictyosteliales; Dictyosteliaceae
Exons: 2
Coding region: 1-339 (112 amino acids)
Source: RefSeq, a predicted model, not a curated record